CCAUUCCCAAGUCUUCAACUAUUACGCAAUCCAGCGACGCAUUGUAACAGGAGUUGCGGGAGAGUUGAGUUGAGAGGCGGACCAAAGCGCCAAGCUUUGACGACCGGACGACUUUGGUUACGAGCUCAGAGCUCUGCUUCAGCGUUGUAAUGCAUUUUAUCUUCUGCUUGGUUGCCGAGAAAACUGAGUAAAUUAUUAAAAGAACGCCCUCUUUCCAUUCUCCAACGUGAACUUUUAGGGGCCCUCUUCCUCCCCAAACCCCUUUCUCUAUAUAAGAUUUGUGUAGUUCACAUGCUAUUCUUUAGAAUAGAAUAGCUUGCUUUCGGUUGCAUCAAACCCUAAUUUUUGGACAUUUUCAUUUAUUCCCCAAAAAUCACUUGUGCCUUGUUGAGCAGAACAAACUCAUUAUUUUUUUUUUAUUAUAUUAUAAUUGAAACCUUGCAUAAUGUGGAUUGUUGAAUAUCCUGUUUUCAUGGAUUUGUUUUCGAUUACCAGCGUUCAUGGGUUACUCCACUAGCUCGAAUUCGAGGGUUGCGUGGGAAUGGCUCAUUGAAUACCUAGCGAAAUUCGUGCACAUAGAGCUGUCGAAUUUACAUGAUUUGAUCGACAGCUCUCCAUUUUUACCUCAUGAUUUGAGUAAAAACACGAGGGAAAGGAUUGCUUUGAGAAAAUUGGAGCAUUUGUUUGGUCCUAUAGAUAAUGUUGCACCUUCUGUACCUCAUCGAAAAGGUAAUAUCAGGUUUUCUGAGAGCUGUGAAGAUGUACUCAACUUCAUAGUGCGAAAGACAUCAGUAUUAGAUUUCAACAUGUCUGGAUCAGGUCUGUUGAAAGAGGAUAUCCACUCUUUCAUUUCACACAAAAGAGCUUCCUUGCCUCCUUGUGCUUUAGAACAGCUGAGAGAUGCAAUUCUAGAAGAUACUUCACAUUCAGCUAUUGUGAUGGAACUUAGUGGACUGGUGCAUACAAAUGAUCAUUAUGACAGAAGCCCUGUGGAUUACAAUGCUUUUAAUAUGCCAUUAGUCAGGAACUCCAAUUACUUGCCACCUGAAGAUGAGAAGGGAAUGGUGAGAGAUGAUUCAUGUGUUAGAAAUUUAUUACCUUUUAAGAGGAAUCAAAGUGAUUUGACAAACAAAAAUUUAAGUCAAGACAACCAGGAAAGCCAAGGUUAUAUUCAUGAUGGUGAUCUCCAUGUAAAUGCCAAGAGGUCUAAGCAGAAUGCUUCAUGUGUGAACCAGCCUGUGGAACAAAUUUCAGUUCCUCAACAUGGUAAUGAGUUGGCUGAAAAUUCCACCGAGAGAAUAGGUGGAGUUGCUGGAAAAGGAAGUCAAGAUGCAGAAAAAGAAUCUCAAGUAGGAAGACUGGAUGAAUGCAGGUCUUUGGGGAAUGAUGAUGGCAAGUUUGUUGCUACAAAUCGGCUUGGGCAGAGUCCUGAUGCCAGUGCUAAUGAUGAAUUCCAGCAUAAGCAAUGUGAGAAUACUCAUAGUGCCAACAAAAUCCCACAAGAUAUAUCUGGAGAUGGAUCCCACCAGUAUAUCCUGGUGGAUGAAGUUAGCAAGGAUGAACAUAGGCAAUUGAAAGUCACCUUUGAUGGAGCCAAAGAUGAUGGUGAACAGUGGAUGCAACUAAAAAUACCAAAUAGUGGAUCCUUUAGUGGAUCUCAGAGGAAUGUUAUUGAUGACAAAGCAGGUGGCUUGGAGCAUCUUUGCAAACAAGGUACAUCAAGUGAUGUCAAACAAUAUCAUCACAAAAAGGUUGAUAGCAUGAAGAAGAGUCGUUUUCUGAGCUCUUAUUUUGCAGCAGUAGCUGACCAGACAAAGCCAAAUUGUUGUUUUAAGUGCAGCAAAGAUGGUCAGGUGUUGGUAUGUAGUGCUGUUGGUUGCUCAUUGUUUUUUCAUGAGAAAUGCUUGGGUUCCUUACUGAGCUUUGAUGAGAAGGGAUACUUAUGCUGCCCAUUUUGUACAUGUUUCCAUGCUUUUCAAAGGUACCACCAAGCUAAGAAAAAGGCCUCUUUGGUAAGAGAGGAACUGCAUUUAUUCAUCAACCAAAUUCCAAAGGAACAUAAUCAUGAGUGUGGAUGAGAGAAUGUCACCGACUUGGGAAAGGAAAAGGUGAUGAGCAGCUAUUAUAGAGUCUAUGGCUUUAUGUGUUUUGCAAAUUUAGGGCGUAGGAGAGCCUGAUACCAGUGGUGGAAGAUAUUUCUACUAGAGGAAACGAAAGAUAUUUUUAGGUAGUGGUGUAGAAAACGGCUACACGUCAAGCUAAAGGUAAAAUGUGAGGAGGAAAACUUUUUUUUUUUUUGUUCUUGUUUUUCCUCCACAACGCUUGACAUUAGCCUUUUGUUUUAUGUAAAGAAAACCAUGCUAAUUUGUAACUAUUCUAAUUUCCAAAUCAGUUGAAAUGCUAAUUAGGCUUCGCAA
Molecule: messenger RNA, 2417 nt
Organism: Hevea brasiliensis (rubber tree)
Lineage: Eukaryota; Viridiplantae; Streptophyta; Magnoliopsida; Malpighiales; Euphorbiaceae
Exons: 4
Coding region: 501-2078 (525 amino acids)
Source: RefSeq, a predicted model, not a curated record